Molecule: messenger RNA, 1677 nt
Organism: Oncorhynchus masou masou (cherry salmon)
Lineage: Eukaryota; Metazoa; Chordata; Actinopteri; Salmoniformes; Salmonidae
Gene: riox2
Product: ribosomal oxygenase 2
Exons: 10
Coding region: 133-1581 (482 amino acids)
Cellular component (GO): nucleolus
Molecular function (GO): histone H3K4 demethylase activity; histone H3K36 demethylase activity
Source: RefSeq, a predicted model, not a curated record
CUUCGGACAUUUUAUGCUACAGGACAGAACACGAUUCUCACGUGUAGCUAUCAAACUGAUUUGGGAAAAGGGAGAGUUUAUAGCUAAUAUGUGUUAAAUCUGAAGGUGGGAACAUACGCAAAACAGCUAAAGAUGCCCAGGAAAGGAAGAAAAGCAGCAUCCGGAGACGAAGAGGUCGCUCCCAAACAUAGGAAAACAGACUCCAAUGGGGUCCCCUCUCCUUUCUGCUUCGACACCCCAGACACUGUCUUCCAGAGCCUAAUUUCCCCAGUGGGACAGGAGGAAUUUUUCGCUGACUACUGGGAGAAGAAGCCCCUCCACCUCCAGAGGUCUGACCCAGGCCUGGCCUCCUACUACAAGUCUCUGUUCCAGCUUUCAGACCUGAAGGGGCUGUGCGCUCAGGGCCUGACGUAUGCCAGAGACCUCAAUGUGUGCCGCAGCGUCCAGGGCAACAAGACUGUGUUGAACAAGGAAGGCCGUGUCAACUACAGCCAGCUCAAAAAGGACUUCAACCAGAAGGCCACCAUCCAGUUCCACCAGCCUCAGAGGUUUAAGGACGAGUUGUGGCGGAUUCAGGAGAGGCUGGAGUGUUUCUUCGGCGCUCUUGUGGGCUCCAACGUCUACAUCACCCCACAGGAUUCCCAAGGGCUACCCCCACACUACGACGACGUGGAGGUGUUUAUCCUCCAGUUGGAGGGUGAGAAACAUUGGCGUCUGUACAGCCCCACGGUGCCCCUGGCCAGAGAGUACUGCGUGGCUCUUGAGGAGCGCAUCGGCAGCCCCACACACGACAUCAUACUGAAGGCAGGUGAUCUGCUCUACUUCCCCAGAGGAACCAUCCAUCAGGCGGACACCCCCGUGGGAGUGGAUCAUUCUACCCACCUAACCCUCAGUACCUACCAGAACACGUCAUGGGGAGACUAUCUGGCCAACGUGUUCCCCAAUUUCUUGUAUGACUCCCUUAAGACCAGUGACAUCACCAGGAGGGUAGGCAUGCCCAGGAGAAUCUUGAUGGGAGCCAACGCAGCCCCAGACACAAGCAGGCAGUUGGCCUCAUUAUUGAGGAGCGUGGCAGAUCAGAUGGAGAGGGGCGAACACGAACUCCGUACCGGGGACAUGAAGAGGGACUUUGCCCUCCACAGACUGCCACCUUACACACCAGAGCAAGAUGACAUCUCAUCAUCAGCUGGAAAGAUGCCUGCUUUAGAAGAUACGGUGUGUCUGAGGUUUAAAGACCACAUCCUGGUGUCUUUAGAGACGUGUCAAAGCCCAUCAGAUGGGUCGGUAUCGUUGGUGGUUGAUGUGAUGCACUCUCUGAGGAACAGAAGGGAGAAACAUAUGAUGGGACAGAGUGGUGAUGAUGAUGAUGAUAGUGGUGGUGAUGAUGAUAGUGGUGAAGAGGAGGAAGAUGCACCCUCUGAGACCCCCGGCAUGACCUUCCCCUUCGAAGACCUCCCGGCCAUCAGGCAGCUGCAGGCGGGUCAGCCCAUCCCUGUGUCUCAGCUAAAAAGGCAAUUGGACAAUGACAAAGUCCAGAUGGCCCUGGUGCUCUGGUCGGAGGGCCUGCUGGAGGUGUGCUAAUACCCCAACAGCAUACUCUGACACCAACAACCACUGCUUUCCAUUUGGUCACACAAUAAAUCAAGGGUCCUUUAUUCUACGGCUUACUUCAUCUAA